This is a messenger RNA of Staurois parvus, 326 nucleotides long. The record is from the annotation of a GenBank genome assembly. Lineage: Eukaryota; Metazoa; Chordata; Amphibia; Anura; Ranidae.
CACUGGUGAAAGCUGCAGGACCCAAGACCCUCUGUCUGGACAGUGCUGGAGAGUGCUGAUUGGCCCUGUUCUGAUCACAUGUACUCUCCUAAGAAAAAAAAAAAAAGCUCUCUAGCAAUACACACCAAACAGAGCAUGUGCAGCUUGCCUCCAAGCCUCUGUUCUAUCAGGAGUUAUGGGGACCGUAGAAGAAGGGGAGUAUCAGAGAAGACAGGAUCAAAUAGCCUUUUUACACAAUGUCGAGGAUUAACCCCUUCGAUUCCACAGUGAGUAUAACAAGCAUGCUUUACUGCAUAUACAGACUGAUUUUACUGUUGUGGGUUUAG